Molecule: messenger RNA, 714 nt
Organism: Chelonus insularis
Lineage: Eukaryota; Metazoa; Arthropoda; Insecta; Hymenoptera; Braconidae
Gene: Fcp3C
Product: Follicle cell protein 3C
Exons: 3
Coding region: 147-590 (147 amino acids)
Source: RefSeq, a predicted model, not a curated record
ACGCUGCAAGUUUAAAAUUCCACGAGUUCAAUCUUUUGCUUAAUUAUUAUUGCGAUAUUCACACGAAAUAUAUAAGAGAGAUUGAUUUGAGUGACAGUACAUCAUUUAAUCGUUAUUAACGAGACCGAUAACCUGAUUAAUUCAUAAUGAUGAAGCAGUUUGGAAUAAUUUUUCUCUGGAUAUACCUCUGCUGUGCCAACGAAAACAAAACUUCAUCAGACGUGAUCUCAUCAACUGUUGAACCAAUAACAGAAGAUUCAAUUGAUUGCACUUGUGGCAUAUUCGUUAGUCCAUCUAUUAAAAAAUCAAGCAAAGAACCACCAAAGGGUGAACCUACUAUUAUUCAUGAAAUAUCAGGAAAAUUUUCUUGUACUACAGCUGGAAGGAAAUCAUGCACCCAUAAAUGUAUUGAUGUGAUCGCAAAACACAUGGCGAAUAGUACUGCAAUUAUUUGUGGAGCCCUCAAACGUGAUUGUCAUAAAGAAAAAGCAUAUCUAUUUGUGAAAAAUUGCACUGACAAGUGGAUUAAUACUCAUUUGUCAGGUGGACGAGAAUAUUGCUGUAAAGAUAAUUUACCAUAUAAAUGUUAAGUAUUGAAUUAAUUUUAAUAAUGCUUUUUCUACUUUUUUUAUGGUGUUAACCAGAUUAUUAUUGUUCAUUAAAUAAAAAUUGAAAUGCUUUUUUUAAAUAACUUUUUUAAAAAUCCCGCCGGUA